Molecule: messenger RNA, 707 nt
Organism: Vigna unguiculata (cowpea)
Lineage: Eukaryota; Viridiplantae; Streptophyta; Magnoliopsida; Fabales; Fabaceae
Product: histone H4
Cellular component (GO): nucleosome
Molecular function (GO): structural constituent of chromatin; protein heterodimerization activity; DNA binding
Source: RefSeq, a predicted model, not a curated record
CACGGAUCGACACAGUGUCACUGACUCCUUAUAAAAACGCAUCCAAAUCCAAACCCACACAUUACAACAACUCGCACAGCUUCUCCUUCAACUCUCCAACGCAGAAUUUGAUUCGACUCAGUCGAGGUUGUAUUCACCAAGAUGUCUGGCAGAGGAAAGGGGGGCAAGGGUUUGGGAAAGGGAGGAGCGAAACGACACCGUAAGGUGCUUCGCGAUAACAUUCAGGGAAUAACGAAGCCGGCGAUUCGGCGAUUGGCUCGCAGAGGUGGCGUGAAGCGUAUCAGUGGUUUGAUUUACGAGGAGACUCGUGGUGUUCUCAAGAUCUUCUUGGAGAACGUGAUUCGUGACGCUGUUACUUACACGGAGCACGCAAGGAGGAAGACUGUUACUGCUAUGGAUGUUGUUUAUGCUUUGAAGAGGCAGGGAAGGACCCUCUAUGGAUUUGGGGGUUAGGGUUUUGGUUCUGUACGGUCGCUUGAUUUUCCUCUCCGGGGAGAAGUCUUGCUGUCAAGAAAAGAAAAUGGCAGGAAUUGAAGUUAGGUUUUGCUUUUCUUUGUUGUCUUUGUAGUUGAAAGGGUAAUGGUAGGUGUGAUUAUCAGAUAUAUGUUUUGGUGAUAGGUGUUUUACUUGGUUUUGUUGGUUCUGUGAUGUGCUGUAACUACUUUUGAUGGAAUUGAGAAUUAUAUCAUAUUUCAGUUCCCAGUUCA